AUGUCGAGAAAGCAGAAAAAGGAUUCCCGUUUCGAUGAUCUCGAAGUUGAAGAGCGUCAUCCACCUGUUGAUAUGUAUGGCAUUCCAAAUGAGUAUGCUGAAAACUAUGUUUCAUCAAGUGAUGAAGAAUUUCCAGAUGAAUUUAAAAAAUACGAAUUUUCAUCCAGUGAUGAAGAAAUAACAACAAAGGAAAGUACAUCGCGUUUAGCAAUCACCGGACUUUAUUGGGAAAAAGUCAAAGCUUCAGACAUUUUUGCAUUUAUCAACUAUUCUUUGAGUUCAGACGAUACACUCAACUCUGUUUCAGUCUACCUAUCACACUAUGGCGAAGAGCAUCUUGAAGAUUUUAAGAAAGACGACAUUCCUGAUGAUGAGCCAGAUGAUGUUCGUGCAGCUGCAUUCCGCUAUCGUCAAAAGGUUCUUUCCAAGUGCUACUUUGCUGUUGCAGAGUUUACUGAUUCAAAAUCUGCAGAUGAUGCAUAUGAACAAUUAUCUCGUUGCGAAUUCGGCAAUACAGGCAAUUUCCUUGAUCUUUCAGUUAUACCAGAUGAUGUUGACUUCUCAGCAUUCAAAUUACGUGACAUGGCCAAAGAAGUUCCCGCAGAUUGGGAUAUGCCGAACAUAAACGCGGCCUGGAACACAAACACCAAAGCCGAAGAUGACUGGGACACAAACCCUGUCGAGCGUGUUGCCGCCGUCAACUCGAUCUGGGAGGAUGACCUUGAUGAAGACGCCCAAAACGAAGUUGCCUCAAUUUUGAUUGGCAGUGGCAGCGAAGAUGAUGAAAGACCUACUCGCGAGUCUCUUUUAGGCACAUUGAAAGCUCUUGCCGAGGAAGAAGAAGAGGAGGAAGAGCAGAAAGAGAUGGAUGACAUGGUUUUCGAGUUUGUUUCUCAUGCAGGACCAGAUAAAAAGAAGGCAAAGAAACAGAAGGAAGAAGAGGUCGAAGAAGAGGAAAUUAAUGAAGAAAAGAAGAAGGAAGAGAAGAGACAAAAGAAGAAAGAGAAAAAGGAAAAGAAACAAAAACAAAGUGUAGAUGAUGAAGAAAUAGUCGACCAAAUUAUGAAUGAUGACAGAUUUAAGGAUGUAAUUGAACAGUCUGGAUACGGUAUUGAUGCAACUGCUUCUAAUUUCAAGAAUGACCCGGCAAUGGACAAACUUAGAUCAAAAAUAGCAAGACAACACCAUGGAAAGUAA
Molecule: messenger RNA, 1197 nt
Organism: Trichomonas vaginalis G3
Lineage: Eukaryota; Parabasalia; Trichomonadida; Trichomonadidae
Product: rRNA processing
Exons: 1
Coding region: 1-1197 (398 amino acids)
Biological process (GO): rRNA processing
Molecular function (GO): RNA binding
Source: RefSeq, a predicted model, not a curated record